Molecule: messenger RNA, 2860 nt
Organism: Myotis daubentonii (Daubenton's bat)
Lineage: Eukaryota; Metazoa; Chordata; Mammalia; Chiroptera; Vespertilionidae
Gene: SPAG4
Product: sperm associated antigen 4
Exons: 11
Coding region: 149-1414 (421 amino acids)
Cellular component (GO): meiotic nuclear membrane microtubule tethering complex; nuclear envelope
Molecular function (GO): protein-membrane adaptor activity
Source: RefSeq, a predicted model, not a curated record
CACGGGAGCGGGCUGGGUCUGGCUGCGGGGCCCGCCGGCUGCAGCAGGCUCCGUGGGUCCCGGCGGCGCGCACCCGCGGAGGGAGGGCCGAGGGCUUGGCGUGGCGGCGGCGACUUUGGCGUCCGCGAGGCGCCGGCGCAGAGUCAGGAUGCGGCGGAGCCCCCGCCCGGGCUCGGCCGCGUCCCCGCACAAGCACACGCCCAACUUCUAUAGCGACAACAGCAACAGCUCAGUGAGCACCACCUCGGGGGACAGCAGCGGCCAUCGGUCAGCUGGGCCGGGGCCCGGGGAGCCCGAGGGCAGGAGAGCCCAGGGCUCGAGCUGCGGUGAGCCCGCCUUGAGCCCAGGAGUGCCCGGAGGAACCGCACGGGCCGGAAGCUCUCGGCAGAAGCCGGCGCUGCGGAGCCACAGUGCGCCGACCGCCGAAGGCGCGGCAACCGUGAGGGGCGGGGCCUCGGAACCGGCUGGCUCUCCCGUUGUGUCUGAGGAGCGGCUCAACCUUCUCUCGACCCUGGAUCUGAGGCAGGAGAUGCGGUCCCCGCGAGUUUUCAAGAGCUUCCUGACCCCACUUUUCCAGGUGCUGAGCGUGUUUUUAUCCCUGCUAGGAGAGGUGCUGGUCACUGUGUACAGGGAAGUCUGUUCCAUUCGCUUCCUGCUCACGGCUGUGUCACUGCUGAGCCUCUUUCUGACAGCACUCUGGUGGGGUCUCCUGUACCUGGUCCCUCCUUUGGAGAGUGAACCUGAGAUGCUGACUAUAAGGGAGCCAACCACACUGUGCCAACCUCCUGCCUGCAGCGAGUACCACGAGCGCGUGCGCACCCAGGGGCAGCAGCUGCAGCAGCUGCAGGCCGAGCUGGAUCAACUCCACAAGGAGGUGUCCAGCGUUCGCGCAGCCAACAGCGAGAGAGUGGCCAAGCUCGUAUUCCAGAGGUUGAAUGAGGACUUUGUUCGAAAACCCGACUAUGCGCUGAGCUCUGUGGGAGCCUCCAUCGACUUAGAGAAGACAUCCCGUGACUACGAGGACGCAAACAGCGCCUACUUCUGGAAUCGCUUCAGCUUCUGGAACUAUGCGCGGCCACCCAUGGUUAUCCUGGAGGUGGGCCUGGAACACGGAUCCCGGAGCGGGCCUGGGGGCGGGACGCUGGGGAACGAACCCAAUAGCUCUCUGGAGGUGGGACCAUCUGAGCCGAGAUGGGGGCGUGGCCUAGGCGGGGCCCUGCGGGGCCAACGGGCCGGGCUGGAGGCCGGACCUGGCUUGGCUGAAGCUCCUUUUGCUGAGAAACCUGGCAAGAGGGCCUCCAGGUUGAUGAUGAGACGGAAGUUUUCCUGGGGAAAUUCACCUUCGACAUGGAGAAAUCUGAGAUUCAGACUUUCCACCUACAGAAUGACCCCCCAACUGCCUUUCCCAAGGUGAAGAUACAGAUUCUAAGCAACUGGGGUCACCCCCAUUUCACAUGCUUGUAUCGAGUCCGAGCCCAUGGCAUGAGAACCUCGGAGGAAGCAGGGGACAGUGCCACAGGGGGGCCCAAUUAAACAUGCUGAUUGUUAAAAUAGAGUGGAGGUCUGUGCUGAAAGAAGCUGGAGCUGGAUCAGGGCUGGAGGGUCUGUUGGGAGCUCUGGUUGCCUUUGGUAUAUAAAUAUGAUAGGGGGUCUACCUCCCAAUGCAGCCUCUCUUUUCUUGGAGAAGUCCAGGUCAAUAUAGUAGUAGCAGCUCAUGUUUACGGAUGUUUCCAUGUAAAAGAGAUGGUACUUUGGACAUUACAAACAUCUAGCUAAUCCUCACAACCACCGAGGGGGAGACCACCCAAGGUCAUACACCUUGGGAGGACAGCAUCACAGAGGCAUCCAAGCCCACCUUCCUCCAGAGGCCACCCUUUUACUGCAGAGCUGCCAGCCAGCCCGAAGCCAUGCUGUGAACCUGUUCCCACUCCCAGCCUCUGGGAGAGCCGCCUUUCCUCAGGUAAACACUCAAACACUGAGGCUUAAGAACUUCUAGGAAGCAUCUAAGUCAGAGUUGAUGCAGGCCUCAUAGCCCCUACUUAGGUUACCUUCACUGAAACCUCAGUGCCCAACUCAAUACUAGGCACAAUACAGAUGGUCUAGUGUUCACCAGUCUCUGUCCUCAAGAAGCCUGGUAGGAAAGAGAGGAUGCUCCAGAAACGGCAAUUCAUUUACUGAUCCAAGAAUUCUUCAUUAAAAAAGAAUUAGAGGAAUAAAGGAUGGGGACAGUCAUCAAAGGGUUAAUGAGUUCUACCUGGGCAGAGCAGAAAAGGGUGACCAGUAUCAGCAAAGACACAGGCAGCAUCUUGGCUGUUAAAAUCCUUCCCCGUGUGUUCAUGUUUUGGAAGAAUAUACGCACUAUUAACAAUGGUAACCCUCUAGGAAGUGUACUGGAGCACAUAUCCAUCUGUUAAUUUGGGGGGUAUUUUGUAAUUGGAAGACAAAGGAAAAAGGUUCUCUCAAAUGGCCUCAAGACUAAAAUUAGAAAUAUGAACUCUCAUACAGCUUUUCUGGAGGGCAGUUUCACAAUAGGAACCAAAAGCCUUAAAAUUUGUAUACUCUUAAUCACUGCAAGUCCAUCUUUAUGGACCCAAAGGAUACACAGAUGUAAUAAAAAAUACUUUAAAAAUAUUUUUAUUGAUUUAUAGAGAGGGAGAGGGAGAAAGAGAAACAUCAAUAUGAGAGAGAAACAUCAGUUGCCUCCUGUAUGCACCCUGACCGGGACCAAACCCACAACUUGGGCAUGUGCCCUGACCAGAAAAUAGAGAACCAGCAACCUCUCAGAGAACAGGACGAUGCCCAACCAAUUAUUGAGUCACAUUAGCCAGGGCCAAAGAAAAUACUUUUAAAAAUAUUCAUA